AUACUAAUAUAUUUAUUUUAAUUCAUAUAAAAUCUUCAUACAUUAACAGAUCUAUAUUCACUGAUAAUCAUGACCUUAAUGUUAAAUUAUUGAUUGAGAACUUAAGAGAUGUGAUAAUGAAGAAAUUGUCUAUAUUAUAUAUGACUGAGUCUUUUAUAUCUCUCUCUAUUCUCUCUGUUUCUUUCUCUGCUGCUCUCUCUCAAUCUUUUAUAUCUGUUUCUGCAUCUGAUUCUCCCGCUUUCACUACCUCUGUUUCUGUGAUUCUUACUUCUGCUACUUCUGCUCUCUCUGCUUUUAUCAUCUCUGCUUUCAUUAUCAGCUCUUUCUAUUUCAAGAAGAUGUUGCAUAGACUUAAUGAAUCAUGUUUUUCAGUAUAUAUACUCUCAUUCUUCUUGUCAAUCUCUAAAAUAAUUUAUUGUAUAAAGACU
This is a messenger RNA of Blastomyces gilchristii SLH14081, 428 nucleotides long. RefSeq lists its product as uncharacterized. The transcript has a single exon. NCBI's taxonomy places the organism in Eukaryota, Fungi, Ascomycota, Eurotiomycetes, Onygenales, Ajellomycetaceae. The record is from RefSeq and is a predicted model, not a curated record. The annotation marks the transcript as partial.